AUGGAACAUGAACAGAAUAUGCUCGUUAUCCCCCGCCUCAGGCCUAAGGCACUCCCGCUCACCAGAGCCUUCCAAUUCACAACAACAGUCUCCAGAAACAAGCUCACCCCUCAGCAAAUCCAAAUCGUCAAGUCCACGAUCCCCGCACUCCAAGACCACGGCAUCGCAAUCACUACCCUCUUCUACCAGCGCCUCAUCCAGCAGCACCCCGAACUCAAGAACAUCUUCAACACUGCCCACCAAGCAACAGGCGAGCAACCCGCCGCCCUCGCCCACGCAGUAUGGGCUUACGCCACCAACAUCGAGCGUCCGGAAGCCCUCAAAACAGCCAUUUCCCGCAUUGGCCAUAAACACGCCAGUCUGGGGAUCACAGCGGACCAAUACCCGAUCGUCGGAGAGGGUCUUCUCGCCGCCAUCAAAGAGGUACUUGGCGACGCGGUCAACGACCAAGUCCUCGACGCCUGGAAAGCCGCAUAUGGGGAACUGGCGGGGUACUUCAUUGACUUUGAACGCGAGCUUUACCGCCAAGCGGAGGCAACCCCGGGUGGGUGGAAGGGGUGGCGGAAGUUCUUCAUCUCGAAGAAGAUCCACGAGGGAGAGGAGAUCAUUUCAUUCUACCUCACACCCUUCGAUAAGGGUGCAUUGCCGGUGUAUAAGCCUGGUCAAUUCGUUAGUGUGAAGUGCUUUGUCCCGGAACUGGGGGUCUAUCAGCCCCGGCAGUAUAGCUUGUCGGAUGUGCCGAAUAGAGAGUACUUCCAAAUUUCCGUGAAGAGGGAGUUCGCGCUAGGACAGAAGCCCGCCGGUCGUAUCUCGAAUGUGCUGCAUGAGGGUUUACCUGUCGGCGCGGAGCUGGAUGUUAGUAUGCCGUUUGGGGAUUUCGUGUUGGAUGUCAAUGCUACUACGCCUGUUGUGCUUAUUAGUGGUGGGGUGGGGCUUACGCCUAUGAUAUCGAUGUUGACAACUAUUGUGGAUCAGGGAGGGUCGAGACGCGUGGUCUUCGUUCAUGCUGUGCGAAAUGGUCGCGUGCAUGCGAUGAAGGACCGGUUGGCUAAGAUUAUCUCGGAGAAUCCACAGGUUCAUCGCGCGGUGUUCUAUGAAGAGGUCAGUAAAAGGGACAAGCAGGGCGUCGACUAUGAUUUUAAAGGUAGGGCGGAUCUCCACAAGAUUAAGGAACAGGCCGUUCUCCCGGAUGCGGAUUACUAUAUCUGUGGUCCGAAGCUGUUCAUGAAUGCGCAGAGCAAUUCCCUGAAAGAUCUGGGUGUGAAGGAGGACCGGAUUCAUAUGGAAGUGUUCGGUUCCCCGACUGAAUAAAAAGAACCCGUGAGACAUGCAC
This is a messenger RNA of Aspergillus pseudotamarii, 1333 nucleotides long. RefSeq names its product NO-inducible flavohemoprotein. Gene Ontology annotation, biological process: nitric oxide catabolic process; cellular response to nitrosative stress. Lineage: Eukaryota; Fungi; Ascomycota; Eurotiomycetes; Eurotiales; Aspergillaceae. Bases 1 to 1311 code for a protein of 436 amino acids. Gene Ontology annotation, cellular component: intracellular anatomical structure. The transcript is spliced from 2 exons. The record is from RefSeq and is a predicted model, not a curated record. Gene Ontology annotation, molecular function: heme binding; nitric oxide dioxygenase [NAD(P)H] activity; oxygen binding.